Molecule: messenger RNA, 408 nt
Organism: Gryllus bimaculatus (two-spotted cricket)
Lineage: Eukaryota; Metazoa; Arthropoda; Insecta; Orthoptera; Gryllidae
Source: the annotation of a GenBank genome assembly
AUGGCGGUUCUGCAUUUCAAUGCACCUCUGGUGAGUACAAGUGGAACGAUCCUGGAUCUCUGGAGCCCAUACCGGUUUUCCGCUGAUGCGUAUCGGGGGCUGAAAACUUGGCCGCAACAAUCUGCGCGAGAGCUGGGCGGGCAGGGCGGAGCGCUGGAGCGCACGCACACGUAUCGCUCGCACCGCCCCCGCCCCCCGGCCCCGCCGCGCCCAUCCGCUCCUCCGGGCCGCAGGAAUCCGCCCGCACUUAUCUGCCGGCGCGAGCGCGUGCAAGCGCCCUUAGCCGCCACGCGAUAUAAUAUUGCACUUAGUCGCUCGCCCCGGCCACGCCCCGUCCCCGCCUCCGCCUUGGCGCCGGCUCAACGGCGAGGCGGCGCCGCUCGCGAUUUAAACACUAAAUCAGAAUAA